Molecule: messenger RNA, 264 nt
Organism: Schizophyllum commune H4-8
Lineage: Eukaryota; Fungi; Basidiomycota; Agaricomycetes; Agaricales; Schizophyllaceae
Exons: 1
Source: RefSeq, a predicted model, not a curated record
GUCAUCGUCGGACUUGACGACUCGGAACUGCAGACCUGGCGCGACGCAUAUCAGACCGACAAUCAUUUCCGUAAGGUCCUCGACACCCUGAAUAAGGAAGAGAACUGGAGUUCUCCUGUAUAUCCACAAUACCACUACAGUGAACAGGGUUUGGUAUACUUCGAGGACUCUAACGGAAACAAUCGAUUAUGCGUUCCCGCCUCCCUGCGUUCGCGUGUUAUGUCCGAUGUCCAUGACACUAUAUCCGAAGCGGCUCACGGAGGC